CAUUGGGGCCACUAGCCACUCUCGAAACGUUGCCUGCCGACCGCGAUCGUAGCAAAAGCCAUGAAGGUGUACGCGCUCCAGCUCCUGCUCCUCGUGGCGGUGCUCGCCGCCCCCUGCACGACGGUGGUGUGCCGGGCGUCCGCCGCAGGGCCGCCGGCGAAGUGCAACCCGCUGGCUCUGCGCCCGUGCGCCGCGGCGGUCAUCUACGGCGCGAGGCUGUCCGGCGAGUGCUGCGCUAAUGUCAGGGAGCAGGAGCCGUGCCUGUGCAGGUACAGCAGGAACCCCGACCUGAGGAGGUUCAUCAACUCCCGGGAGGGCAGGAGGAUCGCGGCAGUUUGCCGUGUCCGGAGGCUCAGGUGCUAGGUUCGUGCGUCGACGUGUCCGUGUGUAAUAACCUAUUUCGAUGCGAGUGUGCAACGCGUCUCUGAACUCUCUGGAUCUCCGUUUCUCUUGCUACAAUGUGACGUGCAGUUAGAUGGUGUGGACUGUUUGGUUACUUCGUGUACUCUGUUGGUUCAUUAUUUGUUCCCCGUGCUGUCUGCUGUGUGGCAAACCGUUCAAUUGGUGUUUUGCAGUGAGAUUUUCUGAACUUAUUCG
This is a messenger RNA of Panicum virgatum (switchgrass), 597 nucleotides long. RefSeq names its product non-specific lipid-transfer protein 2-like. The transcript has a single exon. The record is from RefSeq and is a predicted model, not a curated record. Gene Ontology annotation, biological process: lipid transport. NCBI's taxonomy places the organism in Eukaryota, Viridiplantae, Streptophyta, Magnoliopsida, Poales, Poaceae. The coding region runs from base 61 to 363 and encodes 100 amino acids.